Messenger RNA from Culex pipiens pallens (northern house mosquito), 1529 nucleotides. Its product is annotated as putative zinc finger protein 840. The transcript has 2 exons. Gene Ontology annotation, cellular component: nucleus. Gene Ontology annotation, molecular function: zinc ion binding. NCBI's taxonomy places the organism in Eukaryota, Metazoa, Arthropoda, Insecta, Diptera, Culicidae. The record is from RefSeq and is a predicted model, not a curated record. The coding region runs from base 136 to 1479 and encodes 447 amino acids.
AUGUGACGUCAUCGGGACGGGACGCAGUUGUUUUGAACCCCGAAACCAAGCGCGUCGCUUUUCGUUCGAUUUUUGCACGAAAUUCCACAGGUGGUUCCGUGUCGUUCCGGGUUCCGGACAGUGUGGGUGCGCAAAAUGGCCCCGAAAAAUACCAGGAGUACGAUCGUCAACAAAGCUUCGCCGAAGGACAGUGCAGUCAGCGAUGAAUGUUGCGUGGUUCCGGGCUGUAAGGCCAUCUCCGAGCGGUCCCAGAUUGUGCUGUUUAGCAUGGCGUUUGGGGAUUUGAUCCACUGGUGGCGGAGCACGUCCUGGGUCACCAAGUUUCAAACGGAGCUGCCGGAGAAUGGCCGGAUCUGCGAGGUGCAUUUUGAGGAGCGGUUCAUCGACCGAACGAGGAAGAAACCGAGGCUGUACCCGGGAACGGUUCCAACGCUGCAGCUCGGAGUGAUGGAAUACCGGCAGGGUGUCGAGGAAAAGGACGACUUUGAAUCGAAGGACUACUUUUGCCGUUUCUGUGCCAAGAAGGAGGACAAACCGAUGAAGCACUCGCUGAGUCAGCUGAACAACAUGCCGGAGAUUGUGGCCUGCUGUAUGGGCACGCACCAGGAGCGGCCAGACCUGCCGAAUGGGGUGUGCAAUGAUUGCAUCGCGGUGAUGCUUCAGUUUCAGAAGUUUGUCAAGAAAUGUGACCUGGCGCAAAAGCGGCUGCUGAAGCUCGAAGAAGAGCUGCUGAGUACGGCCACGGCGGACAAGGAGAACGCCGACGAGAAUACUGAGCCUCAAUUUGAGCUGGUUGAUUUGUCUAUGGAGACGGAGGAAACGAUUCCACAGCAGGAAGACGUCGAAGUUGAACAGGAAAACGUCGAAAUUCUGCAGGAAGAAACGCUGAAGAAAAUCGAAAAGGUCAAGCAGCGAUGUCUCCGCUGUGACAAGGACUUCACCAGCCUGGUUCAGUACCGUAACCACAUGAAGACUGGCCACCGCGAGGAAGGCUACGAGUGUCAGAUCUGCAACAAAAAGUUCUCCGAACGAAGUCGCCUUCGGUUUCACCUGGAAAAGGUCCACGAGAACCGUCGCUUCAAGUGCCCCGAGUGCAAACCUCCGCGCUGGUUCAACUGGCAAUGCUCGCUCAACACCCACAUGAAGGUGCACCAGUACAAGUUCAACUGCGACGACUGCUGGAGAACCUUCCCGACCGACGAAAAGCUGCAGGAACAUCGCGUAACGCACGACGAUAAGAAGAACUUCAAGUGCCUCGAAUGUGGAACCAAGUUCAAGACAAAGUGGCGCAUGGAGGCACACAAGGAGCGCGUCCACAAGACGCUAUCGACGGUGAAAAAGUACGAGCACGUCGGCGCGUCCAAGGAGGACAUUACCGUGACUAAACGUGAAAUUGUCGUUGCCGCCGCUCCGGUCCUCGCCGACACAACCCAGAUUGACCUAGAUGAGGAGAAGAUCGAGUCCGUCCGUUCAGAAUGAUAUGUAUUUCCCUUAAAUAUUAAUAAACGAUUAUUUUUUUAAUAACAUAC